Panicum hallii is the source of this 922-nucleotide messenger RNA. RefSeq lists its product as uncharacterized. Lineage: Eukaryota; Viridiplantae; Streptophyta; Magnoliopsida; Poales; Poaceae. Gene Ontology annotation, biological process: mitochondrial respiratory chain complex IV assembly. The transcript has 3 exons. Bases 153 to 485 code for a protein of 110 amino acids. The record is from RefSeq and is a predicted model, not a curated record. Gene Ontology annotation, cellular component: mitochondrial inner membrane.
CAAAGGAAACCAGCAGCAGCAGCAGCAGCAGCAGGAAGCCACGACAGAAACAGAAGGCUGGGUGUCCCUGGUUUCCUCUCCGUCUUCGAUGGUGAGCUCAAAACCAGUGGGCACACCGCACACACUCCACUCCACUCGCAGGCAGAUCAUCGAUGGAAUCAAAGAUGGAGAGGAUGAGCUCGUCGGUGCAGUCCUGGGUGGAGGAGCACAAGCUCGCAAGCAUCGGAGGCGUGUGGGCUGCGGCGGUGGGCGCGUCGGUGGCGUACAGCCGGCGGAGGGCGCCGCAGCGGGCGACGAGCCUGCGUCUCAUCCACGCCAGGAUGCACGCCCAGGCCCUCACCCUCGCCGUGCUCGGGGGAGCAGCCGUCAUGCACUACUACAGCAAGAGCAAGAGCAGCGCCGACAAGAUGGAUCUCGACUUCUACUCGCAUCUGCCGCCGGCAACCGACGCCGACGGCAACGAGAACGAGCGAUGGAGCUGGUAAACUCGCUUGCAGACGAUCCAUGGAGAAGAAGCAAUGGGGGGAAACUCAAUAAACUACUAGUAGUUGCAGCAAUAAUUGGGGGAGGCGUGCAUGACGUGGCGGGUUUGUCCUAAUCCAUCCAGCUAAGACGCCCAUGGUUUCGUUUACUUUACAUUAUCCAUCCACGUCAUGGCCGGCUGGAGCAUUUCUGUUUGGCCGGAGCCGGAGACGACAAGACGACUCGAUCGAGGAGUAGAGAUGUCUGUAUGUAUGGGCAGCUGGGUAUGUAUGUGUGUAGCGUGGCAUUUCUCUUUCCAUGGUUGAAGCUGAAGCAAUGCAAGAAGCUGCUGCCUUCUUCCUCUGUACUACCAUCUGAUCCAUCGAAUCGAAUGGUGAGUGAUGAUGACGUCGACAAUGAUUUUUUUUCCUUUCUUAAAGAAAAUGGUGAAUGUGAUCGA